UUUUCGCCCCCGCCCCCGCACACACGUUUGAACUUCGUUUUCCACUUUGGAACGAGUCGAACCGGUCGCGCCGCGACUCAUUUCGUAGCUUCUUCCGUCAACACCAAAAACAAGAGACCGCGUCGUUCCCUCCAGAUGGCAGCCGAGGGGGCCAAACUGUGGGGGGGUCGCUUUACGGGCGCCACCGACCCGGUGAUGGAGCGCUUCAACGCGUCGGUGGCGUACGACCAGAGGAUGUGGGACGCUGACCUGAGGGGCAGCAAAGCCUAUGCCAAGGCCCUGCGUCAGGCUGAGCUGCUCGGCGCCGACGAGACGGAUGGCAUCCUGCGAGGGUUGGACCAGAUCGGCGAGGAGUGGAGCCGAGGCGCCUUUGUGCUCAAAGACGGCGACGAAGACAUCCACGCCGCCAACGAGCGCAGACUCAAGGAGUUGAUCGGGCCAGCGGCGGGGAAGCUGCACACGGGCAGGAGCAGGAACGACCAGGUGGUGACCGACAUGCGUCUGUGGCUGCGCGACGGCAUCGCCGCGCUGAAGGACCACGCCCUCCUCCUCAUCUCGGCCUUGGUGGAGCGCGCCGCCGCGGAGAUGGACGUCCUGUUUCCCGGCUACACCCACAUGCAGCGAGCUCAGCCCAUCAGGUGGAGCCACUGGAUCCUGAGUCACGCCGUGGCUUUGCGGCGGGACGUGGAGCGGCUGCAGGAGAUCGGCAAGCGCGUCAACGUCUUGCCUCUGGGCAGCGGCGCCAUCGCCGGAACGCCGUUCGCCAUCGACAGGGAGCUCCUGAGGAAAGAGCUGCGCUUCGACGAGAUCAGCUUGAACAGCAUGGACGCCACCGGCCAGCGAGACUUUGUGGCCGAGUUCCUGUUCUGGGCCUCGCUGUGCGCCACUCAUCUCAGCAAGAUGGCCGAGGACCUGCUGCUGUACAGCACCAAAGAGUUCUCCUUCGUCACGCUCGCCGACGCCUACAGCACGGGCAGUAGCCUGAUGCCGCAGAAGAAGAACGCCGACAGCCUGGAGCUGAUCAGGAGCAAGGCGGGGCGCAUCUUUGGCCGCUGCGCGGGCUUCAUGAUGACGCUGAAAGGCCUCCCCAGCUGCUACAACAAAGACCUGCAGGAGGACAAGGAAGCCAUGUUUGACGCCUACGACUCCAUCCUGGCCGUCCUGCAAGUCGCCGCCGGCGUCGUCUCCACGCUGAAGAUCGACGCCGGCGCCAUGGAGGCGGCGCUCAGUCCUGACAUGCUGGCCACCGACCUGGCCUACUACCUCGUGAGGAAGGGGGUGGCAUUCAGGGAGGCUCACGCCCUGGCGGGCAAAGCGGUGUUGGCGGCCGAGUCCAAAAAGGUGCCCCUGGACCAGUUGACGGCCGAGGACCUGAACGCCAUCAGCCCGCUGUUGGCAGGUGACGCGGCGUCGGUGUGGAACUACGCGUCCAGCGUGGAGCAGUACGCCGCCGCCGGCGGCACGGCCGAGAGCAGCGUGCGCGCUCAGCUGCGGCACCUGCGCGCCUGGAUGGCAAACGUAAGACCGGCGCCUCCGCCAUCGCCUUGAUCGAGCAAAGUCGUGGCGCCGGGGAAGGCGUUUCGCUUGUCAUCCGGCCGGCCGGCAAUCGAUCGGACAAAUAAAUGCAAGACCAGAUUAUUGGGA
Molecule: messenger RNA, 1644 nt
Organism: Hippocampus zosterae (dwarf seahorse)
Lineage: Eukaryota; Metazoa; Chordata; Actinopteri; Syngnathiformes; Syngnathidae
Gene: asl
Product: argininosuccinate lyase
Exons: 16
Coding region: 136-1548 (470 amino acids)
Cellular component (GO): cytosol
Molecular function (GO): argininosuccinate lyase activity
Source: RefSeq, a predicted model, not a curated record